UUUUGAUUGACACUUGGCUAAAUCAAAAUUACUCAGAUUAUUAAUGUUAGUACACAAUAAAUUUAAAGCCAAACAACUCAAGAUUGAUAUUUUAAAUGUGGAGCACAUUUUUAUUCAAGUGGAUUAUGAUUUCGCCAUAAACGAAAUGUGCUGUCGCUAUAAAAGGCUGCUACUCGUAUAAUAAAAGACAAACAUAAACGGCAGGAAUGCAAAAUCAAUUUUAAGUUUUCUAUAUAAAGAUCAGGUUUAUAUAGAAAAUAUAGCUUUUCUAUAAAAGACUUGAAAAGCCCAAGAGAAAAGUGAAUAGAAGCCAAAAAUUUAACUUUGCCGCUGCAAAACAGACAAUAAAUCCUGUUAAAGUUAAAUAUAAAUAUGACAACAUUAUUUAAAGCGAAGAAAGUAAAUAGAUCUGAUGUUUCACAGGUUUUAACAGUAUUGGCUUUAUUUGUAUCACCUGUAUGUAGCCAGGUUAGUCACAUAAAAAUGGCAAAGUCGUAUGAAACAGCCGCGUUUUUUGAAGAUGUACCAAACAAGGAAAUAGACGCCAUCGAGGGACAAACUAUAGUCAUUCCAUGUACAGUUAGAAAUUUAGGCGCAGAAAAAGUGGUCUCCUGGAUAAGAUCGAAAGAUAUUCAGAUUCUCACUACCAGUCAUUACACAUUUUCAAGUGAUUAUAGAUUUGAGGUGGUGCACUCCGAUAAAAAUGAGGAUUUUUGGGGAUUAAGGAUACGAGGGAUCAAACCAAGUGAUACAGGACAAUAUGAGUGCCAAGUUAAUACUGAACCAAAAAUGAGUUUGGCAUAUAAUUUAAUUGUAUCAAGUUUAGGUCCAGACGAUCAAUCUAAAUGGUUAGGAUAUGCCAGUAUUAAAGCAGCAAAUGAAACUUUUAUCCGUCACGGUUCACCAUUCUUUAUCAGCUGUGAAAUAUCACACAGACUGAGAAAACAUCUAAACUUAGAUGUUUGGUGGUUACACGAAGAUACACAAAUAUUUGUACAGCUAAAAGAAUCUAGAAUCUCAAUACAAACGACCUAUAAUAAGGAUCGCAAUAUCAUAAACAGUAUUCUCAGCUUCCAAUAUAUCACGUGGCAGGAUGGAGGGACAUACACCUGUUUACAACCAUCUAUCAGAAAAGAUAGUAUAAAAUUGAUAAUUGUUGAAGGUGAAUCUUCUGAGGCUAUGCAAAAAGAUUGUCCAGUUUCAUCAACAUCUUCCUGUCAUUUUGUACCUUAUGUUACACACUUUAUUAUGUUUUUCAUAAUAUUUACUUAAAAGCUUUUUGGAACUAAAUCAAAUAAACUAUACAUGUGCUAUAAUUAUGCAAAAUAAAUACAAAUACGUAUACAAACAUU
Anthonomus grandis grandis is the source of this 1352-nucleotide messenger RNA. RefSeq lists its product as uncharacterized. NCBI's taxonomy places the organism in Eukaryota, Metazoa, Arthropoda, Insecta, Coleoptera, Curculionidae. The transcript has 7 exons. Gene Ontology annotation, biological process: synapse organization. Bases 373 to 1272 code for a protein of 299 amino acids. Gene Ontology annotation, cellular component: neuron projection membrane. The record is from RefSeq and is a predicted model, not a curated record.